Messenger RNA from Quercus lobata, 579 nucleotides. RefSeq lists its product as uncharacterized. Bases 1 to 579 code for a protein of 192 amino acids. The record is from RefSeq and is a predicted model, not a curated record. The transcript has a single exon. NCBI's taxonomy places the organism in Eukaryota, Viridiplantae, Streptophyta, Magnoliopsida, Fagales, Fagaceae.
AUGGAUGCCAUGAGUCACGCUCUGCGAAAAGCAGCUCGGUCCCCGUUUUCGAAUGAAAUCGAGCGAGCCGAAAUGCCGGACAGGUUUACCCGUCCACCGUUCAACUACUAUGACAGGAAGACUGAUCCAGUAGAACAUGUUAACCAUUAUAUUCAGAUGAUGUCUUUGCAUAUUCAUAAUGAUGCGCUCAUGUGCAAGGUAUUUCCUUCGAGUUUGGGACCAACUGCUUUAAGGUGGUUUAACGGGUUACAGAAAGGAUCCAUACGUAGUUUCUCCGAGCUGAUUCAGGAGUUCGGCGUGUGGUUUGUGACAUGCAACCGAGUACCUCAACUAGUAGACGCGCUUCUCUCAAUGAGAAUGAGGGCGGGAGAGACCCUUCGUAGUUACACCAGCCGGUAUUGGGAGCUAUACAAUGAGAUAGGCAGGGAUAACGAAAGGGUCGCAGCAAGCACAUUUAGGAUGGGGUUGCCCGAGGAUUCUGGGCUACGAGAGUCGUUAACCAAGAAGCCUUCCGAAGGCAUGCAACAACUUAUGAGACGCAUUGAGGAAUACAAAAGAUUAGAAGAUGACCGGCUGUAG